AUGUUUCAACAAUUAUUCGAAUGUCGUAUUCGUUAUUUAUCAUUUCUUGGUGUCGGACAAGAUCCAAGUUUUUGUGGUAUAAUUAUACACUGUGUAGAUAAUUCAUUUAAAUGUCAUGUAUUUCAUUGUGUACCAUCGUGUGUUCAACUGUGUAAAAAUAUUGAAGCUGCUUGCAAAUUACGCUAUCAAAAAUGUCUUGAUGCUCAUCCACAAGCAGCUAAACAGAUUGAAACAACAAAAAGUUAUGGUGCUCAAUUAAUAAGUUUCGUCGAAUCAUUUUGGUUUGGGAACAAACAAUCUACUUAA
This is a messenger RNA of Rotaria sp. Silwood2, 306 nucleotides long. Lineage: Eukaryota; Metazoa; Rotifera; Eurotatoria; Philodinida; Philodinidae. The record is from the annotation of a GenBank genome assembly.